GUUGUCGUGCGGCAAGGUCACUAGGAAGACAGGAUCGCAUCGACCUCCUUAUUAUAUCGCUCAAAAUGGCCUCACAAGUUUCCGUGUCUAGUCCGGCACCGAAACCGAAGAUUGACCUUUCCAAGAAACUUUCGGAACUUCGUGCGAGUAAAGCCAAGUCUCAGACGCCCUCCUCCCGCGAACCUGCUCCAGUCACCCCGCCUCUCCCCAGUGCUCCGGAUCUCUCCUCCCAUCAGUAUGCGCGCCCAGUGCGUCGGAUAUUAUCGAAGCAAGACCAUGACCUAUUCCUCUCCUCCUCAACCCAUACCUUGAUCCUCGCCUUCAUCUUCGGUCUCUCCGAUUCAGUGCGGGGGCGGGCAACCACGGAGAUCGGCAGCCCUUCCCCCAUCAUCACCAAGAUUCAGUCUAUAGUAUUCCAAAUCCGAUCCCUUCUCGAGACACACCCGUCACUCGACCAAGGCGGCUCGCGGUUCGGUAACCCAGCUUUUCGCGAUCUAUUUGACGAUGUCGCAACACAAAGUGCGGCGUGGCACAAAGAUAUACUCGGGUUUCAAGAUCAAGCACUCAUAGAAGAAGCUUCGACCUAUCUAAUUAACUCGCUCGGGUCGCGCGACCGACUAGACUACGGUUCAGGUCACGAACUGAACUUCAUGAUGUGGUUGCUGUGUCUACGUCAGGUGCACUUAUUCUCCGCCACGGACUUCCCUGCGAUCGUCUUCCAUGUAUACGUGAGCUACAUGAACCUCAUGCGUGAUAUACAAACCACUUACUACCUGGAACCUGCUGGAUCACAUGGAGUGUGGGGUCUCGAUGAUUAUCAUUUCCUGCCGUUCCUCUUCGGUGCCUCCCAGCUCGUUGCACAUCCCUACAUCACGCCGUUGGCAAUUCACAACAUGGCAGUUCUCGAGGAGGAAAGUGGCAAAUACAUCUAUCUGGAUCAGGUCCGAUGGGUGGAUAGCGUGAAAACUGUAAAGGGAUUACGGUGGCACAGCCCAAUGUUGGAUGACAUAUCAGGAGCCAAGAAUUGGAGCAAAAUCGAGAGCGGCAUGAAGAAGAUGUUCGCCAAGGAGGUUUUGGGCAAGCUUCCCAUCAUGCAGCACUUUCUGUUCGGUAGCUUGUUGCCGGCAGCUCCCGGGAUGAGGGAGAUCACGGAUGAUAUGGAAGACGAUGAGCACGACCACGAGCAUGGCCACGACCACAACCAUGCCGACCACACAGAUUACUUUGGGGAUUGCUGUGGAAUCAAGGUACCCAGCACAAUUGCAGCAGGUGCUGAAAUGCGAAAGCGAGGAGGCGGAUCCGGGCUGCGCCCGAUUCCCUUCGAUUGAUGUGCAUAUGUUACGAUGGAGUUUCGGGAUGGGAUAAAUGGAUUAUAGAUGCUGGACUCGACAUGAGAAUCGCAGGGCAUCAAGGAAACAUACUAGAUAUCAAAUUAAUAAAGCAAACAGAACAUGCGAAAUCCUGCUAUCACCCUGUGUUAA
Messenger RNA from Aspergillus piperis CBS 112811, 1481 nucleotides. RefSeq names its product serine/threonine-protein phosphatase 2A activator. Lineage: Eukaryota; Fungi; Ascomycota; Eurotiomycetes; Eurotiales; Aspergillaceae. Bases 66 to 1328 code for a protein of 420 amino acids. Gene Ontology annotation, molecular function: peptidyl-prolyl cis-trans isomerase activity; protein tyrosine phosphatase activator activity. The record is from RefSeq and is a predicted model, not a curated record. The transcript has a single exon. Gene Ontology annotation, cellular component: nucleus; protein phosphatase type 2A complex; cytoplasm. Gene Ontology annotation, biological process: mitotic spindle organization.